AUUAUCUCCACUUUCUGUUGUUCGCCGCUCUCCGCCGUCGCGUGUUCCUGUGUCGACCAUCUCGAAACUCCCGCUGGCGACGAGUGCCCGCAACGUCGCGCCGCGCGCACUGCACCUCCUCUUCACCGGAGACCUUCGCGCUGGUCGCGGGCCUAACAAUCCUGCUCUUCGCGCCCAACAGCUGCUCCAGCAGCCGCCCUCUGUAUCUAUUUGCGCUCGAAUGUGCAAGACAAAAUUCUCACCUCAGCCAACCGCUCGCUGUCUAUACUGAAGAUUUGAUGGGCUGCUAUUGCGAUUAGCGCAGUGCAACAUUACUCGGAGUGGUCCAUGGCUUGCUGACCGUGCCAGGCCCUCGCCUUAAUUGCCCUCAUCUCUCCAGAAUCAUGCAAGUCGACUUCGGCGCAGGACCAGGCCCAGAGUCAGAGCACAGUCUCCAUCUUUCACCCCACGCUCACUACGACCACCACCAGGGGAACAACGGCAGCCCGGCCUUCUCGCCCUUUCGGCACCCAGCUGUACCACCAAUUGAUCCAAGCCUCAAUCAAAGCUCUGGUGCCAACCGUAAUGGACACGCUCCGAUGUCCUCGGUCCACCAGUCUACCUCCUCCCACCUGCUGCAAGCCAACAAUGCCUCUCUCAACAGCCCUCACCUCUCUCAUUCCUUCUACGCCGAGAUGCCUCGCAGCUCUGCAACCCCCUCGACGCCCUCCAAUGCCUCCCCGCGCUUCUCCGCCAUCUCCCCCAGCCAGCCCAAGCAGAUGACCACUGGAUUUGUCCCAGAAGACCGCUCCCCGCCCUCCCGAGACGUGACCGACGACACGAUUGACGAUGCCUAUGCCUCCUUCGUGUUGUACUGCAAUCCUUAUUUUGCGACGAACACAGAUACCUCCGAGUUGACCAAGCUAUUCCGAACACCCCCUAAAAGCGACGGGAAGGCGUUUAGUACUUAUGUGUUGUUUGAAUUGAUACGGAAGUUGGAUACUAAGGAGAUCAAGACGUGGACACAGCUGGCGCUGGAUCUGGGAGUGGAGCCGCCAGAUAUGGACAAGCGGCAGAGUACGCAGAAGGUGCAGCAGUACUCGGUCCGAUUAAAGCGAUGGAUGCAUGCAAUGCACAUCGACGCUUUUUUCGAGUAUCUUCUUGGCAAACAACACCCGUAUUACCUGCAAAUACCCCCGCCUCACAACCCUUUUCCUGAAAAUGGACGCGACGGAGUGCCUCUUGAGGAAGACCUAGCAAUCCGAGCACUCGACCCGAAGUUCCGACCAAAGCGUGGGCGCCGAAAAGCGGAUGAUGGGGACGAAGGCGUGGAGGGGUUUGACAACACGCCGCCACGCAAACGACCUCAGCUUGACACCUCAAUCCCAUUUGGCAAUGUGCUGCAACCUCAAUCGGCCUACCCAAAUAGCGCUCAUCCUGACAACAUGGAAGGGUUCCUUAGCGCACACGAUCCAUGGACUGCGUCUGGCAUGACGCCUUCCUCAGCAAUGACGGCCGCAUCUGCGCCUGGUAGAAUGAACCCGGGCAACAAGAACCUCACCCCUUACUCAGCUUCUCCCAUGUCGGGCCAGCAAAUCCGAUGGCGACUUAACACUCAAGACAACCCAACCACUCCUCACCCACUGUCCGCCGUAACCCCUCAGUCCGCUCACCCAGGUUUCUUUGACGAGCCGCAGUCGGCAGUGACGCCGUCGAGCUCGAAACCUCGCUCACGCCGCCGCCAUGGGCCGGCCGUCUCUUCUGCGUGGCCAAGUAAUAAUACCUCUUCAACUGGGAAGCUGCGCGGCCGUCCCCCCAGCAAUCGCUCUGUCCGCGACGGUCCAUUUGUCACCUUCCCAGCCAACCCGAAGACCAAGGAAGGUCCCACGAUUGAUAUGAACAGGAACCCUGGAAAUUUGACUCCCAUCGUGGAAAGAGCGCAAUCCGAUCCGCCAAUGGCUGAACAACACUUCCGAUUCCCGCCUACCCCAGCAUCUGCCGUAUCCCCAACCAACAUACAAGAAUCACUCUCAAACUCACAACGUCCACACAGGUUAAGUCUACAAGUCCCUCAGAACGUUGGAAACCCAGUACGAUUGGUGACACCAACCGUUCUAGUAAACGGAGAGCAAAAUCCCACACCCAGCACCGGUCUCGCACCUUCCGCUAUGAGUACAGGCUCGAGACGGAGCUCGCCUGGGAACUUCUUUGGCGACGACAACGAGAACCCCCAGUCGGCACAUCCGAGUACAGCGACUCCGACCCACACCCCCGCACAGCCACAGCCUCCUCCACAAACGAUUGCACAGGGACCGGCUUCUCCACCUCCACUUCCCCAAGUUCAACACGAGACGUUGAAUCGCGCACUUGCUGCCGAACUGAUCCGCGCCCCUCUAACUGGCCGCCGCAAACGACUUCGUGGUACAGAAGCCAAGAACCUUGCAUCUUCGAUUCUUCAGCCGCUCUUUGCCAAACCUACAACUGGCCCCGCGUCUCCUGCUAAGGUGAUGAGUGACCAAAUUCUGAGCAUUGCAAUCAGCAGUUGUUUGGGCAUGUGUUCAGCAGUAGGACUUGGGAUGGGUGGACCAAAUGGAGGGGUGAGAAGAGUUGAAUGUGUAAGAUUCAGGAUCGGAGGUGAUGGCUAUGAGAGUCCGAUUGACGACGACGAAGACGCCGAUGGCCUUAGCGACUCGGGUCGGAUUCGAGAUUCCUUUGAUGUGUACUUCGGAGUGUCUUUCGGAGGGCUGACGGGAGAAUGGUGCGUCAAGGGACUAUCGGCCACUUUGAAUGACAAUGGCAAUGAGGGCGAGGCCACGGGUCCGAGAGGCACAUAUGAUGCGGAACGACCGGAUCCAAUCCAGAACACGGUGGCGGCUUGGAAGACAAAAUUUCUGGAGGCGCAGAGGAAGCUUUGGGAGAGUCAAGAAGAAGCGAAGAGCUUGAAGGAGAAGAUUCUCGAGGCAGUGCUUUGAGGCUACUGAGCAUGGGGGCGUCCAUGCAUGGUUUGGAGUUGCUAGACACGGGGGCGUUAUUAUUUGGUAACACAGCAAUUGACUUGGAUAACAAGUAUGGCCAGGGUAGCAUGAUUGAGUGGGUUUUGGGAAAGCGGAUAUUGCAUAUACCCCUAGCUUUUACAAAAGGACAGGAAAGCGGUCUGAGUAAAUAUGGACCCUACAUAGG
Molecule: messenger RNA, 3159 nt
Organism: Lindgomyces ingoldianus
Lineage: Eukaryota; Fungi; Ascomycota; Dothideomycetes; Pleosporales; Lindgomycetaceae
Exons: 2
Coding region: 384-2951 (855 amino acids)
Molecular function (GO): DNA replication origin binding
Source: RefSeq, a predicted model, not a curated record